AUGACUGUCACGAUCGGCGUCGCGGGCAUUACGGGCAAGUUUGCUCGACUGGUGGUGAAGAACCUCUGUAAUUCACCCGAUGUCCAAAUUCGAGGCCUUUGCCGCAAUGCAUCCAAGCUACCCGAGCAUUUCCGAGACUCCCCUCGGGUGACCAUCAUCCAAGGCGAGUCAACCGAUUUGGACACCCUGCGCCGCUUCGCCCGUGGCUGUGAUGUGGUAAUAUGCUGUUACUUAGGUGACAAUGACCUGAUGACCAAUGGCCAAAAGUUGCUCGUCGAUGCCUGCGACUUGGAGCAUGUCCGUCGUUACAUCGCAAGCGACUAUUGUCUGGACUUCACGAAGCUGGAGCUCGGCCAGCACCCGGCAAAAGACCCGAUGAAGCUCGUCAAAGCGUACUUGGAAACCAAAAAGAAUGUAGAGGGUGUGCAUGUACUUAUUGGGGCCUUCAUGGAGACUUUCUGGAGUAGAUACUUCGGUAUUUGGGACCACGAGACCUGCACACUCAACUACUACGGCAAUGGAAACGAGCUGUGGGAGUCUACCACUUACGACACCGCUGCUCAGUAUGUAGCGGCAGUUGCGAAAGACCAAAAUGCCGUUGGCAUGCAGCACUUCCUGGGUGACCGCCGAACCAUCCAGGAAAUCGCCGAAGACUUUUCACAGGUCUAUGGCAAAAAGCCCCAACUUCAACGCCACGGUUCACUGGAAGAUUUGUACAAAAAGAUGCAAGCUACUUUCCAGAAGGACCCAUCCAACAUCUUCGCAUAUAUCGCCAUGUUCUACCAGUACUACUGCACCAACGGCCAAACAUAUCUGAAGAAGGACUUGGACAAUUCUAAGUAUUUCAGCAUCACUCCAGUUACGUUCAAAGGCUUCCUCCAAGCGCACAAGAUAGAGGAACUUGCGGAUGCAUACCAAAACGCCGGCUCUAGCGCCUAA
Messenger RNA from Penicillium longicatenatum, 939 nucleotides. Its product is annotated as NmrA-like family protein. NCBI's taxonomy places the organism in Eukaryota, Fungi, Ascomycota, Eurotiomycetes, Eurotiales, Aspergillaceae. The record is from RefSeq and is a predicted model, not a curated record. The transcript is spliced from 3 exons. Bases 1 to 939 code for a protein of 312 amino acids.